This is a messenger RNA of Rotaria sordida, 1284 nucleotides long. Lineage: Eukaryota; Metazoa; Rotifera; Eurotatoria; Philodinida; Philodinidae. The record is from the annotation of a GenBank genome assembly.
AUGAUUUCCCGAUUAAGCUUUCCAGUAUCGUCUUCGUUCUUUGGUUCGAAUUAUACGUCGAACUUCACUCGAAUUCUCUUCGCUAGUAAACAACAUCGAUCGGCAUCAAGCAAUAUCCAGCUCAAUGAAGUAGUAAUUGUCAGUGCCGUACGAACACCGAUCGGCUCAUUUCGUGGUAGUCUCUCAUCCAUUCCAGCCGCUAAACUCGGUGCCACAGCCAUCAAAGCAUGUUUGGAACAAGCAAAAGUACCAGCCAACUGUGUCCAAGAAGUCUAUAUGGGUAAUGUUCUUCAAGCAGGUGUUGGUCAAGCACCAGCUCGUCAGGCAGUGAUCUAUGCAGGUUUGCCGAAAGAUACACUUUGUACUACAGUGAAUAAAGUCUGUGCCAGCGGUAUGAAAGCCAUAAUGAUGGCUUCGCAGAGUCUCAUGUGUGGCCAUCAGGAUGUGAUGCUGGCUGGCGGCAUGGAAAGCAUGUCAAAUGUACCAUACUAUUUUCCACGAGGUGAAACAUCCUACGGAAGCUUUCAGAUGGAAGAUGGUAUCGCUAAAGACGGUGUUACAGAUGCUUACGAUCAAAUUUCGAUGGGUGCAUGUGCUGAGAAAACUGCCAAGACAGAAGGUCUGAGUCGUGAAGAUCAAGAUGUUUAUGCAAAACGAUCCUAUGAACGAACAAUCAAAGCCUGGAAGGAAGGCAUAUUCAAAGACGAAAUCAUUCCUAUUACAGUCACUGCCAAGAAAAACGAGACUGUAGUCGAUCAAGAUGAAGAAUUCAAAAAGGUCGAUUUCGAAAAGAUGAAAACAAUGAAGUCUUUUUUUGUGCAAAAUGGUACAAUCACCGUCGCGAAUGCCUCGAAAAUGAGCGACGGUGCUGCUGUAUGUCUCUUGAUGACACGUCAAGCUGUUGAUGCACUAGGUUGUAAGCCAUUGGCACGUGUUGUAGCAUUUGCCGAUGCCGAGACCAAUCCAAUUGAUUUUAGUAUUGCUCCUACAAUGGCUAUCUCAAAGCUUUUGAAAAUGGUCAAUGUCAAUAAAGACGAUAUUGCCAUGUGGGAAGUUAAUGAAGCGUUUAGUGCUGUCGCUUUGGUUAAUGCAAAAUUACUGGGUAUCAGCCAAGAUAAGUUGAAUAUUCAUGGCGGUAGUGUAGGUCUUGGACAUCCGUUCGGCAUGAGUGGAGCUCGAUUGGUCGUCCAUCUGUGUCACAGUUUGAAAAAAGGUGAAAAAGGUGUCGCCGGGAUUUGCAACGGUGGUGGUGGAGCAUCGAGUAUACUCAUUGAGAAACUAUGA